UCAGUAUAGCUGUGGAGCUCGCGAGUGAACAAGUCAGUCGGUCUCUAGCGCUCGCCGAGUGAGCACCGUCAUAUUAUUGUGUCUCUCGCAUAUAAGACUCCAAAAGUAGAUAAAGUACCAUCAGCUUGCAAAAAAUAAACUUCACGGCUGAGCUUUUUAGUGGUGUCGUUGCAAUUAUUUUGGAAAGCUUCGCGAGUUUUAUUGACUCGAUCGCGAUUGUAUAGCGCAUUAAUCGGAGUUGUUGUGUUCGAUCGAUGAUGUUGCCGAUACCGGUCAUACUGUCGAAAUUUGUCAACGAUUACAACGCGUUGCCGCGACCAGUGUGGGCGCGCACGUAAUCGAAUUAUUCGUUUUUUUCUUUUCUUUUAUUUUUCCCGACAAUUGACUGUUAUCAUCGUCACUUUGUCUUCCGUUGCGUUUUACAUGCAGAGUUGGACGCACUGCAGGACAGUCGAGCGACAGUUUUUGUCCCAUGUAUGCAGUGAACGCGGCUUACCUUCUACAGUACUGAAAUAAAAUAAAAAAUAAAAAAACAGCGAAGCUGUCAUCAGUACAUUUUAAUUUGUUGAAAUACAAAUAGAAAAAAAAAAAAAAACACUGGACAAGCGCAGCAGUGGAGGCUCUGAUUUUUGACGUUUCGCCGCUGUUUCCAACAGAUAAUCAUCCUGUAUCGCGAGUGUGGUGCUUGAGCAAAUAAUCGGUCGCCGACCAGUGAAGUGACCACAUAUAACAAAUAAAUUAAAAAAAAAAAAUAAUCACAUCGAAAAUGGUGCCACAGCAACAGGACAGCCCGUCGAACUCGGGCAUACCGAUGUUCGGCUCGCUCCUUGUCGACAAAAACUCGUCGACGCCGUACUCGGACGCAACGCAGACGAAAAAGAACAACCCGAACCACAUAAAACGGCCGAUGAACGCGUUCAUGGUGUGGUCCCAGAUCGAGCGCAGGAAAAUCUGCGAGGUCCAGCCGGACAUGCACAACGCCGAGAUAAGCAAGAGGCUCGGCCGGCGCUGGAAGACGCUCGACGAAGCCGAGCGCCGGCCCUUCAUCGAGGAGGCCGAGAGGCUCCGCCAGCUCCACAUGAUGGAGUACCCGGACUACAAAUACCGGCCCCGGAAAAAAACCACCAAACCCGCCCCAACCCCCAAGACCAAGGACUCCAAAAAGACCAAAAAGUCGUCCGGCUCGCCCCUGUCGUCGUCGUCCUCGCUCUCGAGCGCCCUGUCUUCCGCGAGCUCCAGCUCACAGUCGAUCUCCAAUCCCUGCAAGCCCCGCAACGACACCAACAACAACACCAGAACCCAACACCACCACACGUCCGUCAAGAGGCUCCAGUCCCUACCGACCACGAGUCCCGUGUCCAAGCUCAAAGUUAGACUAGCCCUCGACAAGAGGCCAACGUUGCACACCACCACCACCACCACCACCACCACAACGACGAUUAUGCAGGAACAACAGCAGCAGCAGCAGCAGCAGCAGCAGCAUUACACGCCAACGCCGCCGAUCGCGAGCGCCAAGGUCCCGAGCAGUCCGUCCUGCGACACGCCCGACUCGCCCGAAUCGGCGAGUUUCUACGACGACCAUCAGUUUAUCGACUGCCCGACGCAGAUGGCCAUGCACCAGCACCACCAGCACCACCACCAUCAGCAGCAGCACCAUCAGCAAUUGGAGCUCAUGAAAGCCGAGACGAUGGAUUUCGUGGGUACGGAUUUCGCGGCGAACGACAGGCUGUUGUCCUCGGUGAGGUCGUACGUGCCGGACAUGAGCAGCUUGACGAGGGGCUUCCAGCAGCGCCAAGCUUGCCACCCCGACGACGUGUUCGUCAAGGAGGAACCCCUCGACAUUGCCAACAACAACAUGAUGGUCACAAGCACGACGAACAACAACAACAACAACAACAACAACAACCAUCACCAGCACAACAACAACAACAACAACAACCACGUGAAGCUCGAGGAGUCGUCGAGCAACAACACGUUCACGGACAUUGACGCGAUAGCCCUGACGGACCUGCUGCAGAUCCAGCCGUGCGACUUCAAGCUCGACCUUGACAUGGAGACCAUAGCCACGGACCUCGACGGGUACGACGACCGGGCGAGCGGUGGCCCGGGGAUCAGUCACUUCGAGUUCACCUGCAAUCCCGACGUGACGGACAUGUUCUCCGACAUCGGGGUGAACAACGAGUGGACAAGCUUCUGAGACGAGGGGAGCGCCGGGGGCGAGGGCUUGCUCGGGCCGAGUCGCGUCAACGGUGACCUCGAGCUGUUUGGCGAGCAAGCGGUCGCCCUUUGUGAGGUCUCGGAGGAGGUUGAGGACGUGGAGGUGACGAGGAGGAGGAGGAGGAAGAGGAGGAGGCGUAGGAGGCGCUCGGAGGUACCGGCGGUGUAGUCGCCCGGUUGCCGAGGGAUAAUCAAUAACUUGUGUUUGUGUUCAUUAUUAACAAAAAACAAAAAAACAAAAAAAAACAAAACAAAACAAAAAAGAAACAUAACGAAAACGUGAUCUCUGCAUAAAUAUUUUCACGCGUGCGCGCGUGACGUUCUUCUUGUCGCGCCCGAAAUUGGAUUGUCGAGGCGCGGGCUCAAUACAAUUAGUAGAUCUUUCGCUCUUCGUUUUCUCUCCUUUUAUUUUUUUUUUUACUUUCUUCAACUUGUUUUCAUCUUUUAUUCGUAUUUUAUAUAUUUGUACACGUACACGCGUUUAUCGAGGAUUUCAGAGAAUUGAGCAGCAACAGCAAGAUAUCGCUCGCUCGACUCUUGUGACUGUAAAAAUGCAUGCGUGUAUACAUUAUACACGUGGUGUGCGCGUCGACGCGCGCGUGCGUUAACAUUUUUAUCAUUAUUAUUAUUAUUAUUAUUAUUAUUUUUUACGAUUAUUACAAAAGGGAGAUGAUGGAGGUGGAGAAAAAGUAAAAAUCCAUUUUGCUGUAUGUGCCGGUAUCACGCGAUUGACUUUAU
Messenger RNA from Copidosoma floridanum, 2955 nucleotides. RefSeq lists its product as uncharacterized. Gene Ontology annotation, cellular component: nucleus. Lineage: Eukaryota; Metazoa; Arthropoda; Insecta; Hymenoptera; Encyrtidae. Gene Ontology annotation, biological process: brain development; negative regulation of transcription by RNA polymerase II; neuron differentiation. The record is from RefSeq and is a predicted model, not a curated record. Gene Ontology annotation, molecular function: RNA polymerase II cis-regulatory region sequence-specific DNA binding; DNA-binding transcription activator activity, RNA polymerase II-specific.